Messenger RNA from Lingula anatina, 1545 nucleotides. RefSeq names its product 26S proteasome regulatory subunit 10B. Gene Ontology annotation, molecular function: ATP binding; ATP hydrolysis activity. The record is from RefSeq and is a predicted model, not a curated record. Lineage: Eukaryota; Metazoa; Brachiopoda; Lingulata; Lingulida; Lingulidae.
ACAAGAUGGCGACCGAAGGAACACGAGAGAAAGCCUUAACUGACUACAGAAAAAAGCUCUUGGAACAUAAAGAGCUUGAAGCAAGGUUAAAAGAAAUGAGAGAGCAGCUGAGGGAGCUAAAUAAAGAUUAUGAGAAAUCAGAGAAUGAUCUGAAGGCUUUGCAAAGUGUUGGCCAGAUUGUUGGAGAGGUGUUGAAGCAGUUGACAGAGGAUAAAUUUAUUGUGAAGGCCACCAAUGGACCCCGCUAUGUUGUUGGUUGUAGAAGACAGCUGGAUAAAGCUAAGCUUAAGUCUGGUACCAGAGUGGCACUGGACAUGACAACACUGACCAUUAUGAGACAUUUGCCACGUGAGGUUGAUCCUUUGGUGUACAACAUGUCAACAGAAGAUCCAGGAAAAGUCAACUACUCAGAAAUUGGGGGUUUGGGUGAACAAAUCCGAGAAUUAAGAGAGGUGAUAGAAUUGCCACUUCUCAACCCAGAGUUGUUCAUGCGUGUAGGUAUCACACCACCAAAAGGUUGUCUGUUAUAUGGCCCUCCAGGUACAGGAAAGACACUGCUAGCUAGAGCUGUAGCCAGUCAAAUUGAAGCCAAUUUUCUCAAGGUUGUGUCCAGUGCCAUUGUGGACAAAUAUAUUGGAGAAAGUGCCAGGCUUAUACGUGAAAUGUUUGCCUAUGCCAGAGACCACCAGCCAUGUAUCAUAUUCAUGGAUGAAAUUGAUGCUAUAGGUGGACGUAGGUUCUCAGAAGGAACUUCAGCAGACAGAGAAAUUCAGAGAACAUUAAUGGAGCUUUUGAACCAGAUGGAUGGUUUUGAUGCUUUAGGUCAAGUGAAGAUUAUAAUGGCCACCAACAGACCUGACACUUUAGAUCCAGCUCUUCUUAGGCCCGGGAGACUGGACAGAAAAAUAGAAAUUCCACUGCCAAAUGAGCAAGCUAGGAUGGAAAUUUUGAAAAUCCAUGCUUCUCCAAUAGCAAAGCAUGGAGAUAUAGAUUGGGAAGCUGUAGUUAAGCUAUCUGAUGAUUUCAAUGGAGCAGAUUUACGAAACGUCUGCACUGAAGCAGGAAUGUUUGCAAUCAGAGCAGAAAGAGACUAUGUGAUAGAAGAAGACUUCAUGAAAGCUGUGAGAAAAGUUUCAGAUAACAAGAAAUUGGAAUCCAAACUUGACUACAAGCCAGUGUAGUGAAAUGAUGUGAACUUGUCAGAAACGUUACUGUUCCAAUAGGCUGCGGUUUGUUAAACUUCAAAUCAUAUUGACAUAAAGAUCUGUGAAGUAGGCCAUUUUCACCGCAGGAGCUAUUUAUGAGUUUUCUGUACAGCAGUAAAGCAUUCUUUUGACUGCUUUCACUGAAUGUAAUCUUUUACCACUUGAGCCAUCUUGAAAAGGGAAAAGUAAUGCAUUUCAAAUAUUGUGAUCAUUGCUACUCUUUACAGUCCUUAACAUUUCACAGUUGAGAAAUGAUCACCAGUCACAAUGUGGUCAGAAUACUUCUGAAUGAUGCGAGAUUUGUAAAUAAAAUUUAGAAAAACCUUGUUCUGUCAAUUUA